GUUCACCCUCUCCCUCCUUCCCUCAGGCGACAGAAGCCUUUAUAACUGCUUUGAGAGGCCAAGGCGGGAUCCUUAUCCCGGGACCUGCCUAAGAAGCCAGGGGUUGCGCGCUCUCACCUUCCACGCGUGGGUUACAAGUUCUCGGUUCACCCCAAGCGCCGCGGCGCCCAGGACCAACCAGAAUGACUACUCCUACAACUGCCCCCAGCGGUUGCCGCACAGACCUGGAUUCCAGGUACCACAGACUCUGUGACCUGUCGGAAGGCUGGGGCAUUGCCCUGGAAACACUGGCCGCAGUCGGGGCUGUGGCUACAGUGGCUCUUAUGUUUGCCCUGAUUUUCCUCAUCUGCAAAGUGCAGGACUCCAACAAGAGAAAGAUGCUCCCCACCCAGUUCCUCUUCCUCCUGGGAGUGCUAGGGGUCUUUGGCCUCACCUUUGCCUUCAUCAUCAAGCUGGAUGGGGCCACAGGACCCACGCGCUUCUUCCUCUUUGGUGUCCUCUUCGCCAUCUGCUUCUCUUGCCUCCUGGCGCAUACUUUCAACUUGAACAAGCUGGUCCGAGGGAGGAAGCCCCUGUCGUGGCUUGUGAUCCUCGGUCUGGCGAUGGGCUUCAGCCUGGUCCAGGACGUCAUCGCCAUUGAAUAUCUGGUCCUCACCAUGAACAGGACCGACGUAAAUGUCUUUUCUGAGCUGCCUGCCCCUCGGCGCAACGAGGACUUCGUCAUGGUCCUCAUCUACGUGCUGUUCUUGAUGGUACUGACCUUAUUCGCAUCCUUCUCCGUUUUCUGUGGGUCCUUCUCUGGCUGGAAGAGACACGGCUUCCACAUAUGCUUCACCUCGUUCCUCUCCAUCGCCAUCUGGGUGGCCUGGAUCAUCCUGCUCCUGAUUCCCGACGUUGACCGGGAAUGGGACGAUACCAUUCUCAGCACAGCCUUGGUGGCCAACGGCUGGGUUUUCCUGGCGUUUUAUAUCCUGCCUGAGUUUCAACAGCUCCCAAGGCAACGGAGCCCCACCGAUUACCCAGUUGAAGAUGCUUUCUGUAAACCUCAACUCAUGAAGCAGAGUUAUGGUGUGGAGAACAGAGCUUACUCCCAAGAGGAAAUCACCCAAGGUCCUGGGGAGAUGGGGGACACACUCUAUGCACCGUAUUCCACCCAUUUUCAGCUUCAGAACCGCCCAAAGGAUUUCUCUAUCCCGAGAGCUCACGCCCCGGCCAGUCCGUACAACGACUAUGAAGGGCGCAGAGGGGACAGCUAACUGUUGGGAAGAGUGGGACAACCAGAGUCAUGCAGCUGGUCCAGGCAGGGGUCCUGCAGAUGUGAACUGAACGCAGGGCAUCCUGGGAAAACUGUACAGAAAGGCUUGCAACCUGCCCAGCACACCCGUCUUGGCUGGGGCGGCUAAGCCUAACAGACUGUCUUCACAGCGCUCUAGGGUUUCAUUUGCCCGAUUCCUAGGAUGCUUCUGGGAGGUGGGAGUCUUGGCAACUCAGGAUGAGACUCUUACCUUUCCCAGGAGUAUAUGCAAACAGCCGCUCACCUGACUACUCACUGCUUGGUCAUCCUCGGAAGCCAGUUCAUCUAACCCAGGGUGGGUUCUACAGGGAUUUGCUCAGCAUCAAGCAGAGCUGAAAAUUUGGACAAACCCAGAAAGGUCUAGGUCUCCCCUUUGUCCAUCUCAGUCCACACUGGAAGCUAAUCUGGCCAUGUCCUCCCAGGCUUUCCUGUCUGGGGAGGAGUGGCUAAAGGUCACGUGUCUACCCUCAGCACACUGCCCCUACAAUGGCCUCAUGGUGCGGUUGCUGAUUUCCAAGGGCCAAACUUGCAGCCAACCCCAGACCUCUGUGUCCUUUGCCAGGAGCUCUUCUGGACAUGACUGGAGUAGUCAAGGCCCGUUUCUCCCUACCAGGAGAAUUUGGGUUUUGUUCUCGCCAUAAAUUCCUAGCACUGGCUCCUUCCCUUCCCCCUCCCCCCGCUUCUCAUCCUCAGUAAUCCAUUCACCCUGACCUUCUGUCUAUUCUUGGGGUGGGAUGCAUUUAUUAUGUAGUAAGUUAUUCACCUGGGUAUGCAAUAAAG
Molecule: messenger RNA, 2074 nt
Organism: Apodemus sylvaticus (European woodmouse)
Lineage: Eukaryota; Metazoa; Chordata; Mammalia; Rodentia; Muridae
Gene: Gprc5a
Product: G protein-coupled receptor class C group 5 member A
Exons: 4
Coding region: 183-1256 (357 amino acids)
Biological process (GO): G protein-coupled receptor signaling pathway
Cellular component (GO): plasma membrane; signaling receptor complex; intracellular membrane-bounded organelle
Molecular function (GO): protein kinase activator activity; G protein-coupled receptor activity
Source: RefSeq, a predicted model, not a curated record